Molecule: messenger RNA, 5827 nt
Organism: Dreissena polymorpha
Lineage: Eukaryota; Metazoa; Mollusca; Bivalvia; Myida; Dreissenidae
Product: rap1 GTPase-GDP dissociation stimulator 1-like
Exons: 16
Coding region: 213-2048 (611 amino acids)
Biological process (GO): positive regulation of GTPase activity
Cellular component (GO): cytosol
Molecular function (GO): protein binding; guanyl-nucleotide exchange factor activity
Source: RefSeq, a predicted model, not a curated record
GAUAUCGAAAUGAUUGCAUAUGACACUUAUCUAAAGCGCUACAAUAUGUACAUUUUAUCAAGAAGACUUAUUAAUAGAAUAUCUGCUGUUGCCAACACCGCUUUUAUACAUCCGGUGUCAUGGCUGCCUAAGCAUGGGUUUGACAGUUCGUUUGUCUAAUACUGUAUUGCCAUUUUAAACUAACACCAGUUACUGAUACGAAUUAUCUGAAAAUGGAUUUGCAACCAUUGCUAGAGAGUUUAAAGAUAGUGGAUGAUGCAAACACAACAGACAAGGCUCUUAGUGAUAUACUAAAAAGGUUUACAGACUCUAAAAAUGUGGAUGAGGUUGCGAUCACAAUGACAGGGGAGGGUCUGCUGGACAGUCUGCUGCCCCUUGCCAGCACAGCCCACAUCACCAAGGUAGCUGAGAUCCUUGCAGAGGUUGCAAAAACAGAAUCAAUCCGAGAGCCAUGCGUGGAGAAAGGUUUUGUCCCACUGCUCUUGAGAGUACUAGAGGAGCAGACAGAUGUGGCCAGUAUGACACAGGCCUGUAGGGCCAUGGGAAAUGUUUGCUUUGAUAAUGACCUAGGGCGGAGUGCUGUAGAGAAGUAUGAUGGCAUCAAGACACUGCUAUCCUUGCUUCAGGCCCAGCUCUCCAGCAAGCACGAGGGAGCUGACAAGCUACGCAUCAUCGCCUGUGGAUUCCUCCUCAAUCUCACCAACUCUAAUGAUGUGCUACAGCAGGCAGCUCUGGAGGGAGGAGCUCUGGAGGUGAUGUCCAAGUACCUGCAGCAUUGCCAGGAUGAGGGGGGACUUUGUAACAUGGUCCUUGUCACAAUUGCCAGCCUCACUGACUCAGAACGAUGUAAGGAGAAAUUGGUGGCAUGUAACCUGUGCUCAAGUCUAGUCACAUUCCUGUGUUCGCCGAUGGGAGAUGAGAACUAUGAGUCAGUCUUGGACAUCCUGAUAGCAGUUGCAGAAUGGGAUGAGGUGAAGGACGUGCUGGCGAGGACGGAGCUGUGUUCUCACCUGAUACAGCUCGCUCAAACAAAUGUGCAGGAGAACGCUGAGUACAGCGAGGACAAUCUACAGAAGGUCAAGAUGGCAUCUGACCUGCUCAUUCUUCUGCUCACUGGAGAGAAAAGCAUGGAGAUGUUAUUUGGUGGUGGCAAGGGUGAGAUAUUCAAAGAGUCCCUGAAUUGGCUGGACUCUGACCAUGAACACCUGCAGCUGUCUGGGGCCCUGGCGGUUGGAAACUUUGCCAGGAGUGAUGAGCAUUGCAGGUUCCUGGUGGAGCAUGGUGUGAUACAGCGACUUCUCAGACUUCUCAAACCUACUUAUGGGGAGGCAAAGUGUACGCUGGAGCAUGCAGCACUCAGUGCCCUUAGAAACCUUGCAAUACCAGCUGGGAACAAGACAUCACUGAUCAAAGCUGGAGUUAUUGAUGCAGUUUUGGUGUGUGUUGACUCAGAAAUGCUGGCUGUCAUCUUUAAAAUACUUGGUGUGCUACGAAUGCUAGUUGAUGGACAAGAGGAGGCAGCCCUGCGUCUGGGUCAGGACCGAGAGUUCAUCACUCGCCUGGUGGAGUGGAGUGCGUGUGAACAACACCCUGGGGUCAAAGGUGAGGCAACGCGGCUGUUGGCCUGGUUAAUAAAGAACAGCAGGGCAGAGGAGGUGAUGCGCAACAUCAUCCGGGCUGACGGCAUCCCACACCUGGUCUCCAUGACAACAUCAGAACACGUAGUCAUGCAGAACGAAGCUCUAGUCAGCCUCACCUUGAUUGUUACCAUGGUUCUAGCGGAUGCUGCAUUGCCAAUGAAGGAGGCAGACCUGUCUGAGACAAUCUGCAGUUUGCUACAGGACCAGCACACUCUGCCAGAGAUCCUGUGUAACACUCUCACCCUUGUCAGAACCAUCCUCACAUCUGAGCACUUGCGAGAUGACAUGUUGUCGUCCAGUGCGUGUGACGCAAUGCGGGUGUUGAUGGACCAUUCUGAUGAGAAGGUGAGACAGGCUGCCUCCACUGUGGCCCCACUGCUGGAGGAUACCACUGAGGGAGAGAGAUGACACCCCCCCAACAUAACGACAGGCUUGUGCACACAGAAGAAUAUAGAACAGUUCACCAACUAACCUGGGCAUUAAACAUUACUGGUCAGGAUAUACCCAAAAGACCUUUGCAACAGGACAAGGUGCUGUUUUGGUCAAUUCCAAAUUUAUUAUAACAAUAAGAUAGUAAGAGAGACUUGUUCACACGUAAGCUAAUGAUUAAAUACAUCAAAUGAUCUUUUUUUGAAAAUCACAAAUCUUUUAAACCAGUCCCUUUAAUUUUAUAUGUUGCCUACUUGUAAAAUGAUUAAUUUAUAAUGUUAUUUUUUCUGCUCAUAGAAGAAAAAACAACAACUGUGUACCUACCAAAUAUAUACAUUAACAACAACAUUGCCCUUAAUUUGCAUUGUAUGAUUUAUAGAUAAGAGCAAAAAUAUUAUUUGCUUACAAUAAUUUUUAAUUUUACAAUGAAUUAGUAGGUUACUCUUAUUCGUGGUAUUUGAUUACUGACAGAAGUUUUAAUGAAAUGAGGAAUAUAAUAGGUCUUUUUCAAAUAUUUUUUAUUUAAACUCUUUUACUGUUGUUGACAAUCAAACCAGUGUUACCUUUAUUGUCAGUGUACUUUUGUUACAGAAAGUGUUCAAUAAAGGAGAUUUCCAAUUAAUAUUGUUAUUUACCUUUUUUUAAACAAUUUAAAUUUGUCAACAAAUUAUUAACAUACUUUUGAAAGUCUAAUGCAUUUAAGUGCUGUAUGAGAUUAGGAGUGUACACCACUUUUUUAAAUCAAUUGUUUGAGUGUUUAAAUACUUUCUAAUAAUAUUGUUAUCAUUUGUUCAGGCCUGUUGUUGAUUAGGAUAUACAAGAACUUGUUGUCUGACUUAAAACUCUGUAACUGUUGUUUCCAUAUGGUAACUGUUAAGAUCACUGUGUGAAAAAAUAAUAAAUUUCGAAAAUGAAGCCCUGCAUCAAACACGUUUAGUGGCAUAAAAUGAGGAAAUAUUGUUUGGAGAGUAAGUAUAAUAACAGGUUGGAAAAUACAGAAUGCUCUAUCUCAUCUGACUUUUUAAUGGAUGACCUUAAUGUUUGCCACAACACAGAUUUCAUAGAUAGCUUCAAUGUGACCACGUUUGAUCUGUUGAACCAAUGUUGUUAAAUGUGGAACUUGUUUAGCUUGCAUGACAUAAACAUGCUAAUGGUGAACUCCUUUUGAGCCUUGUCAAUAUUUUACGGUGAACUCACUAGUCCAAAUAUAUUUCCUGAUCUUUAUGCAACUUGCUCAGAACAUUUCUCCCAAUGAUAACUCAGCUGAGCCACAUUGAAAACUAGUUUAUGGUGGGAUAAAAACUAGUUCACAAGUUAUGGUUGAAGAAAAACCAUAUAAACACCCUUUAAAUUACAUUUUUAUGCAAAUAAAAAAUAAACAAAAAUAGAUUCUCUCAAUGAUAUAUUAAUACAGUUCAAAAAUGGUUCCGCUUUAAUUAAAUGCUAGCUGAAAGGAAAUAUCACAGUGGUUAACCACCAUGAAGUAUGGUAUUAUUAAAAACUAAGUUUGUAAAACAUUUUUACCAUCAUAUUAUUGGCACAUGUCUUAUAAUAUAAACUUGGUGUCUAUCUGCUCUCCGAGCUCUCUUGUUACCUUUAGUGACUCAUUGCAAAUGCAUAUUUGUUUUGCCUGGUAAACAAAGAUUCACAUUUUCAAUAUCUAUCUAUUGUAAGAUAUUGCACAUUAGAAGGAAGUGGAUGUUAUGCUGAAUAUUUUGUCCUGUUUGUUGAUAUAUUAGUAGUAUUAGCGGGUAAAACACUUAACAAGAAUGUUUGAAUUCAAUAAAUAGCUGUUUUAAUAUAUGGAUACAAAAGAUGUACACUCACAUAUUUGGGGGUUUUUAUGCCCCGGAAGGUGGGCAUAUAGUGAUUGCAUUUCCGUCUGUCUGUCUGUCCAUCACACUUUUGCGUUUAGGUUUCAAAAAAUUGUCAUAACUUCUAUGUCGCUUCAGAUGCAACCUUCAAAUUUGGUAUGCAUGUGUAUAUAGACAAAGCCUUUCCAUACGCACACACAUUUUGACCCCCUUUACCUUGAACUUAGGGUCCGCGUUUAGGUUUCGAAAUCUGCGUUUAGGUUUCGAAAAAGCGUUUUUCAGGGGCAUAUGUCUUCCUAUAUAGACAGCUAUUGUUUAUGAUUAUGUUUAUCUCCAUUGUAUUUCAAGUUAUAAAAACUUUAUACAUGAUAAGCAUUAUAGCAGAAGCAUUUGUUAGGUAAAGUAGUUGUUGUGAGACAUAUUCAUCAAAAUAAUGUGUUAGUUAUUUAAGGAACCCUAGUGCUUUAUAUCAUAUUAAUGGUUAAUCAGACACAAGGCAAGGAUCUACAUUUCAAAUACUAAGGUCAUUCCUAAACUUCACCUGAUGUUUGACAUGCAUGCCAUUGUCGUUAUUUCUUAUUUUAGCACGAUCACAACCCAUGCACUCCCAGCAAUGGCUAAAUGUUUUGCGAUGACUUUCUAUAACUUGCAACAGAAAUGUCAAUACACUGCUAGCUAAUGAGCUUGCAUAGAAGAUUGCCCACAUUUAACCAUAUAACAUCACAGUUAUUAAACAUCACAGAACAAUUGGAACUCUGAUACGUAAUAUGAAACAAUUAUGGAAGUAAAUAUUAAAACUGUACAGUCAAUGGCAUGUUUCCUCUCUUAGUUAAGUGUUAGGUUUUGACUUGCUCAGUAGAGCGCCGGACUUAACCGGUUGAAAUCCUUUCUACUGGCAUUCUUCCCCUAUCUCUGAUUACAAGAGAGCCAUUGGUAGUUACUGGCAUACAUGCAGUCCACAUGGCUGUCCUCCACACUCAUUAUUACCAUACAUGCACUCCAUAAUAUAUGCUGAAACAGUGGCCUCAUGAUGCCUUUAAUGUGCUUAAGCUGAAUUGUUAAGGGCUUAUUUUCGUACAAUAAGGAUCCAAUAUUUAAGCAUAAUAUUUGCUCAAAUUAAAACGUGUAGUAUUCUUACUGAUGGAUAAAGUGUCUCUAACAUUAAGCUGUUUCACUCAGUUUAUGUCUCUUUGUGAAUAAUUAUAUUGUUUUGAUUUGAUGGAUUAGUGUUAACCCUUAAAAGGGUUGUUUUUUGGUUUCUUCAUUUUCAGAAGUUAUACUGGCUUAAUGGCAGUCAGUAAACCUAUACUCUCUUUUCCAGGCAAAGGUUAGUAAAUCUAAGUGAUUUACCAAUACUAAGUGUGAUAUGUUUGCUAGUAAAUAACAUCUGCCCAACUUAAAUCAGAAGUGGGAGAAAUGGCAUUACCAUUAUUUAAUGACCAAUCCACAAGUUAUGUGGUUGGAUUGGGAUAGAAAACUCUUGAUCCCCAGUUUGACAGAGAGGCGCUGUUAUGUAUCCAGGCUAACAUGUACAUGUUUUUAUGUGUGGGAACAACCACAAGUAUAUACCUAUAUACGGCAUUCAAAUUCUCUUUUUCGAGAUCAAAAAUAAACCUGACAAAGUUCUGCUUGUUGAACAUGUCAUGAAAGUCACAAUGGCUGGACUUAUAUUUUCUGGUCACUGUGUCCUCAAGUCAUCAAGGGUUCAACAAAUCAAACCAAUACAAAUGGAGAGUCCUUUUGUUGUCACAAAAACAUUUUAGGAUUAAAGUAACCAUUCAUGGUGACAACCAUUUUAUGAAAUCCAUCUUGUUGUUUGUUACAUUCUGUAUGAUUCUUCUAAUUUUUUGUGGUGCUUUGCCAUUGCUACCACUAUUAUGUGUAUUUAUUUGCAUUUAUUGGCAGAUUAGCAUUGUAUAUGUUGAAUACAUUGUCUUAAAAGAA